CCGAAAACACGUCACUCGGAAGGUAUUUUCCCACGCUGCCCUCAAUACAACAAAGGUGUCUCCUCGUAUGUGACAUUAAUUUCACCGGUCACCAAUGAAAUUAAUGAUAGUCCAUCACGUGACCUGCAGUGUCGCGGCGUGCACAGCCGAGUUUUGCCGAGUUACUUCCUCACCUGUGUCAACCACUCGACUCGGAAUACAAGCGUCGUGCACCCGAAACGACACCGUUAUCUUGUUUUCAAAAUAAACUCGGAGGCUAUCGAGUUUGAACAGAGAAUCUCCAAAGGGUAUGCUGCACAACUAUGUGAGUAAAGUGGUCCCAUGAUGUAAAGCACAGCGGUUAUGGUUAAUAAUAAAUGAUGUAAUGAGAACAGAUAUGGCAGCAUGCAAGCCUUGGAGGAUGUGGACAUGUGUUCAGAUUUUCCUGUUUCUAGCCCUUUUUAUGACAAAGUGGCUGCCCUUAUUAAGCCAAGCACCUGAAAUAUCAUCUGAGAUUUCAUUCUUGAGACUUCUCAUUGGGAAAUUUCAAGAGGAGAAACUUCCGUUUGUCCUGACUAUCACGGCCACUGGAAGCCAGCCGUUGAACUACACUUGGGAGAAAGAUGGAACAGUGGUUUUCACAUCAUCCGGCCGUGGCGGGUACACAGUGAAUAAAGCUAAUGUGUCAGACUCCGGUGUGUACAGGUGCACAGUGUCAAAUGCUCUGGGAUCUGUGAGAAGCUUGCCCUUUUCCGUGGAAGUGAGAGAACUGGGUGAGUUUGAACAAACAUCAAGCCAGACAGUCAUUGUGGAAGAAAAGAAGUUCACAGUUCUUCGUUUGCAGAAAAUAUCUCAUUUGCCAGGAACAUUUUUUAGUGUUGCCUGGGAUCGCGAUGAUGUGACUGUCACUCAGGGCAGUUUCACUUUCUACCAGACCUUGGAUUAUGACCUAGCAGUGCUGGAUGUCCCGACCAACUUCAAUGGCAGCAGAUUCACGGCAACAGCCAACCAUGCCACAUUUGCCACCAUAAAGGAAAUGACUAGCCCAGCCUUCAUUUUGAAAGUCACAGCUUCUGGGAACGGAGCAACAUUUAUUGCCCCUGAAUUUGUUGUGAGUCCUAAAGACACAACUGCUGUUGCUGGGGAGACAGUUAGAUUGGAGUGUGUCAUCAAUGCCAAGCCUACGAACAACCUUCAGAUAGAUUGGUACAAAGAGACUAAUGGUUCCCGAUAUGCUGUUACAAAUGAUAGAAGGAUCAGCAUUACGACACUGGGUCGGAGGCUGGAAAUUACAUCAGUGAAUGCGACAGACUCUGGCCUGUACCUGUGUGAAGGCAGGCUCAAGGGUCAGAGUACGUUCAGUCCCGUGACUGCCCAAGCCAUCGUCACUGUCACAGAUCCUCCCAGUAUAACGUCUUCAUCACCCGUGGAAGUACUCAGAGAUUAUCAGGAAGCCUUUGCCUUUGAUUGUGAGGCUUUUGGUAGUCAACCCUUGCAAGUUGAUUGGUACUUUAAUGCUAAGAAGUUGGCUGAUGGAAAUGCUGCAAGGUACCAGAUUUAUCCUAAUGGGACACUGGAGAUUGCCAGCGUGGAUGUCCCCGACUCUGGUGUGUACCAGUGUUUCGCCAAGAACAGCGCUGGUGAAGCCAGUGCCUACACACGUCUCACUGUCAACAGUGCCGCCCCGACGAUAGAGGUGCCACCUCAGAACAAGAUCAUUGCUGAGCACGAAGACACAGCUUUUACCUGUGGUGUCAAAGGAGGCCCACGGCCGGUUGUGGUUUGGAGUAAAGAUGGCAAGAGUUUAGAAAUCGGUGGUCGGAUUCGUCUUGUAAAUGACCAGCUUUUGAUUGGCCGUGUGGAGAUGGCCGAUUCUGGUGUGUAUGUGUGCACAGGGUCCAACAUCAAGGGCACCGUUUCGGCAAACGCUACCCUCUCGGUCAUCGUCAAAACCCAGAUCUUCCGCCCUCCUCAAGACACCAGUAGCAUCCUGACCACAGACACCAGUUUGGACUGUGGCGUUCGAAGUGACCCCUCAGUGACCCCUUCCUGGCGAUGGUUCUUCUACCUGGAAGCAGUGUUUGGCAAGACAGAAAUCAACGGCACCAGUGGCAGGAAGCUCAUUGGCCCCGAUGGCUCGCUGACCAUCACAGAUCUCAAUUCGGGGGACAGCGGGAUCUACGAGUGUGUGGUCUCAUCUGCUGGGGGUGGGGACGCCAGGAAUGCCACGCUGAACGUCAUUGAUCGUCCAUCGCGGCCCGUGGUGACCAGCGUGAUGCUCUACGACCAACUGCUUAACAGCGUCCAGGUCUCGUGGAGCCUCAGUUUUGACGGGGGCACGCCAAUCACAGGGUUCACUGUACAGAUACGCAAGGAGUCCUUCUCUGGUUCAAGCAUUGAGAAUUCUUGGGAGAGUAUAAAAACUGUUGCUGAUCCCAGCGCGAGGUCUGCCAUUGUAGGGAAUCUGCAUCCGUCCUCCUACUACCGCUUCAGGGUGUAUGCAGACAACUUGGUGGGGCCCAGUGAAGCCAGCGAUGCCUUUCCAAAAGCUGAAGUAGAAGCUAUCAAAAUGCCUGCUCAGCCUCCGGGUGAGGCCCCCCGGAAUCUGUUCUGCCGACAAGGCAGCCAGCAGGAAAUUGUGGUGCAAUGGGAGCCACCGCCGGAGGCAUCAUGGAACGGAGACCCGCGGGGAUACUAUAUUUUCUACAAGGUUGCAGGAUUUGCUGAUGACACUGAAAAAGUGAAAACUCUUCUCGGCAAAGAUGCGAAAAAGACAACUUUGAACAACCUUGCCUACUACAAAAAAUAUCGCGUGAAGAUUGCAGCUUUUAACGAGAAAGGAGGAGGGGUGAACAGUUCUGCGUUCUAUGUGACCACAUUACAGGGUGUGCCCACAGUAGCCCCGGGGAAUGUGGUGGUCAGCUCGCCCAACUCUACCACCAUAAGACUUGAAUGGGACCCUCCCCCUCCAAGACUGAUCAAUGGUGUGAACCAGGGCUAUGUGAUAGAACUCAGCCAGGGCAUGUACACACGGGAGAUCUCCGUGCCGUUUGACGAACAGAAUCCCAAUGGAAGACAGGCGUUUGACAUCAUAAAUCUGCUGAAGUUUACAAUGUACGAGGUCACGAUAGCUUGUCGGACAGCGACGGGGCCUGGACCGUUCAGCGCACCCAGAUCCUUCCGCACCUUGGAAGACGUGCCUGGUCCAGUCCAGGAUCUUGUCAUUGACAACAUCCGAGAUCGUUCUCUCCGCAUCAACUGGAAACCGCCUCUGGAAAAAAAUGGCAAUCUUACAGGGUACAGGAUCAAGUACCAGGAGAAAGGCGUCCCCACUACCUUGAAGACAGAAGAGGCAGGUCCAGAGGUGGUUUCUCAGACCAUAUCAGAGCUGUCGUACCGCACCAACUAUAUCAUCUCUGUGGAGGCCAAGACGCGAGUGGGGCCGGGACCCCCCAGUGUCUCUGAGAUUGUCUCGGGGGUUCCCCCAGAACUGCCUGGUCCUCCCACUAGGCUAGCGGUCACCAACAUUGAAGCUCGGUCUGUCUUGCUUCAGUUUAUCCCGGGUUUUGAUGGCAAAACAAUCAUCACCUUAUGGAUUGUUCAGGCUCAAGUAAAUGACGACCCAGAGUGGACUCAUGUGUACAACAUUAGCGACCCUGAUGCUGACCAGAUCACGGUAUUGAACCUUCGGCCUUACACACGCUACCGCCUGCGUGUCAUUGCUCAAAACAUCGUGGACAAGAGUGAGCCCAGUGAGCCCUGCGACCGAUUUGAGACCAUGCAGGCAGCCCCAGGCAUGCCCCCUGACGAUGUGACACCCAGGGCCAUCAGUCCGACAGCCAUUCGCAUGCGCUGGAGGCAAAUCCCACGCACGGAAUGGAAUGGCAAAUUUCUGGGCUAUAAAAUCUAUUAUCGUCGCUGGAGUCUGGAUGUGGACAACUCAACAUCACCAUCAGAUGUGGCUCAGGUCCGGGAGGACCAGUGGACCGAGGUGGAGCUCCGCAAUGGCAGCAUGGUGCAGGAACACACCCUGACAGGGCUGCAGGAGUGGCUGGACUACCAGAUCUACAUGAUCUCCUACAACAAGGUGGGCAACAGCGCUCCCAGCGAGACUAUGUCAGAGAGGACCGAGGAAGAUGUGCCUAGUAAAAGUCCUUCAAACAUUGACUUGUUAGCAACAUCAUCCACCACCAUCUUGGUCAGCUGGGGUUCAGUGCCGGUCCUUGAGCAGAAUGGGAACAUCAUUGGCUAUAAGGUGAAGUACAAACCUCAAUGGUCUCCAGAUGUUGAGUUCAAGAAGGUGCAAGGAGCCUCAACCUUCAACGUGACCUUGACUGGCUUGCGUAAAUUCAUGGAUUACGACGUGCAAGUUCUGGCCUUCAGCCGUAUGGGAGAUGGAGUUCUCAGUGACAUUUACAGAGUGAAGACGGAAAGUGAUGUCCCCGGCCCUCCCACCAAUGUGUACUUCCCCGUGGUGACGGAGGACUCGGCCACCAUUGUAUGGGAGAAACCCACAGAGGAGAACGGCAUCAUCUUCAACUACAAGGUCACAUGGCGGAGGAAGGACCAGCAGGACUCCGCCUCGCAGACAGCUGUCAAGCAGAAGACGGAGUUUGAGCACUCGGUGACGGGGCUGGAGAGAGAAAAGUUCUAUGUUUUCUCCGUGUCGGCCCGGACGGAGGAAGAUGGGUUUGGGGAAGCGGCUGUGGCGGAAGUCUACACCACCUCCCUCAGAGAGCGGCCAGACACUCCCUUUAACCUGCGUAUUGACGAGAGCAAGGUAACGGCCAGAACCAUCACCCUGGAUUGGAUCCCGGGUAAGAACAACUUCAGUCCUGUGAGGAACUUCACCAUCCAGUAUAAAGAGAAAACAGGAUCCUGGACCGCUGUGGAGAGCCCUGUGAAGCCUCAGUCCACGCAAUACACCGUCACAGGGUUGAGGCCAAAUUCCUGGUACAAGUUCCGUGUUGCUGCAACAAAUGAUGUCGGCACAAGUGACUGGAGUGAUGAGUCUGCUGAAGUACCCACCAAACAAGAUGUUCCGGAUGGAGCCCCUGAGAAUGUGAAGAUUGUUGCUCUGACAAGAACUGACAUCAAGAUCACCUGGACGGCCCCUGAUGUAAGCCUCUGGAACAGCGAAAUCCUCAUGGGCUACCGCAUCCGGUACCGCCGAGAGCUGGACACCACAAACAGUGCCAACUGGCGCUACAAAUACGCGACAGGCCUGGAGGCGCAGGUGAUGUACCUUGUGGCGGGGGCCAGGUACUCCUGCAAUGUCCAGGCCUAUAACUAUCUCGGUGGAGGUCCGUGGAGUGUCAGUGCCUUCGGAUAUCUCGAGAUUGCCCCGACUGCGGCUCCGGUUCGUGUGACUGUCACAAGUCUAAGUUCCACGGACCUGGAGAUCACCUGGCAACCCCCGCCGAAGGACAACAUCAACGGAGUCUUGAUUGGAUACACGGUUCUGUACUGGAGUUCACCCACUGAUACGUGUGAGGAGAGGAGUCCGAACUCGCUGCUGGAAAGUGGGCUGAGUGUGCUGUUGGAGGAUCUCAACCCUUACACCAUCUACUGCAGCACUGUGCAGGCAGUCAAUCUGGCAGGAACUGGUCCCAAGAGUUCCCUGAUUGCCAGGCGCACUUUGGAAGAUCGUCCGGGUCCUCCGGCCAACUUGAGGUUCAGCAACAUCGGUCUGGAGGAGCUGGUGGUACAGUGGGACCCGCCAAUAGUGCCCAAUGGCCUCAUCAAAUCGUACGAACUACAGUACUACGUCACGGUGGAUGGGGAAACGGCCAAGGUGACGCGGACACUAAGUGGCAGCGAGACACAGCAGAAUGUGACAGACUUGGCAGAGGAGGAGAGGUACACGUUCACCCUGGCUGCCUUUACUGCUAUCGGGAAAGGGAAUGUGACACAAAAGAGUGUCCGCACCGGAUGGCAGCCUGGUUCCCCUGAUCCGCCUGGGCGGCCGACCGUCAUGCGUCAGUCGAAGAACCUGGUCAUCACGUGGGAGAAAAGAGGGCCAGGGAAGUCGCCAAUUACAGGCUAUCUGGUCCGUUCCAAAGAGAGAACAAGCAGACAAGCCAGGUCCACGGCCUCAAACAAGUGGCAGGAGUUGGUGAGAGUGAACAGUCCCGAGCCUUCUGCCACGGUGCACCUCAGCCUUCUCAAGCCUAAUGUGAGCUAUGCUUUCCGGGUCAGGGCCAUCAACUCAUAUGGAAUCAGCAACGCCAGCUUGGCGACAGACUUCUAUGAAACGCCCAGCUCUUUGAUUGUGAGGAAAUCGGCACCGUUCUACACACAGUGGUGGUUCCUCAUCAUUGUGGCCCUGAUUGGCAUCGUUCUCAUCCUACUGGUUAUCACAACUCUGUGUUACAUGGGCCAGAGACGCAACAAAGGCAAAGACCUGAAGCGAUCAACGACCAACACUACCAUGAUGUCCGUGACCCCAGAGCCAGAAGACGGUGGAUUCCCAUCUCUAGAGCUGCAACGUUCACGCAGAAGUCUGAACAGAAACGGCAGAGUACAGAACAAUAUAUAUGCCAGGUCACCGCCUCGCCCAAGCCCUGCGAGCGUGACCUACUCGGAAGACUUACCUCCUGUGGCUGGGGCCUCAGGGGGUGGGGCUGUUGGUGGUGCUGCGGCCAUCAAACCACCGAUGUCAGACGACGGGAGCUCUGUCCUGUCGGAGAAACCAUCCAACCUCGGUGACUCCUCUGAUGAAGUGUCGAGUGAUGAAAGUGAUGACAGCAGCAAUGAAUCCAUUGCCAAAGUGCCGGUCCCUGCCUCCCCGCCACCCCCAGCCUUCAGCAGCAAUUUUAGCAAGAGCCACAGCCACCACCACAACAACAGCAGCAGCGGCGCUGGCGCCAGCAGCAGCAGCAACAACAACAGCAGGCCUGGGAAUUCUUCCUGGAGGUUCCAGAGCCCCAAUAAUGCCUACACAUACACAGACAGUGAGGCGGAGAGCAGCCAUUAUGCCUUUAGCCUAAACAACGGCAACCUGGUCGUAAACAAUGUAGCAGGGGCAAGAACUCCUUUGUCAGGAUUUUCCUCUUUCGUAUGACGAGAGCUGUGACAGAUAUUUUCUCCGCUGUACAGUUCUUGUUUUAUGUGUUGUGAUGAAAAAGAAAUGAACAAAGUAUUCAUCUGGUCUAGAACAGAUCUCAGGAAAAAUUCUGUUAUGUCAUGGCAGAAACUGUGGAUUAGGAUUUCUUGGGGAGGAAACAACCCUCUUGUUGGAAGUGUUUUUUUUUUCAUCUACAGCAUUACACCGUGUAUUCCUUGUCGAUAUGGAACUUUUAUAUUUCUGUGAGUACAAGCCUAUGCAUAAACAUUCCAAUAAUCCAUGUACAGUUGAGCUGAUUACAUCAAAAAUUUUGAAAUAUAUCUCUCCAUAUGGUGUGUUCAGAGAUAUGAAGUUCACACCUCAGGAGAUUUGGACAUUAUGAGAUUUUAGUUUGUUGAAGUACAGUGCUGUGUUUGGGGGCCAGAUGCAGCUUUAGGAAGUGACCUUGUGAUGAAUUGUGGACUCUCAUUGGCCCAAGUCUGAAAAGUUCCACCGAUAAACUGCCCUCUGGUUUGGAAACAUUUAUUAACUUUGUCAACUUUUAGCAUUCAUGGUCUUUUAGUUUCUCUUGUUUUGCUGCUCUCGAUGUUGACUUUUGCUUUUAUUAUUGGUAGUUCCACCAUGGAAGUUUUAUACUUAAGAAAUUGUACACUGAUUAAUAAGAAACUGGAAGCCUAACUUUCUUGGAAAUUUGUUCUCUCUCUUGUGCUAUUCAGUAGCAGAUCUUUGACCUAUCCGCCUCUACAGAACAGGAAAAUAACUUUGGAUAGGAAAAAGAGACAGUUACUUUGUAUAAUUACUGAAAGUAAGCGUGAAAUCCUGUGCUUGAUCUUUGUUUGAUUAGGUGAAAUUGUCCAAGAUGGCCACCCAUUGUCGAGGAGAAAGGGGUUGUCUUAGACAGGUGGAUGUGUUGGACAGUGUCAUUCUAACAGAAAAAAAAAA
Messenger RNA from Aplysia californica (California sea hare), 7987 nucleotides. RefSeq names its product protein sidekick-2. Gene Ontology annotation, molecular function: protein binding. NCBI's taxonomy places the organism in Eukaryota, Metazoa, Mollusca, Gastropoda, Aplysiida, Aplysiidae. The record is from RefSeq and is a predicted model, not a curated record. Bases 365 to 7042 code for a protein of 2225 amino acids. The transcript has 39 exons.